UAGAUAUGAAUUGAGGAUAUAUAAACAAUGGCUUGGUUGUCUAGUUUGAACAAAUGUUGUUUUCUCUAAUCAAUAACAAAGGAAUAAUAGCAAACGAUGUUGAUGGCAAUGUGCUCCCAAUUAGGAACAUCACACUCGUGGACUCCAACACAGUGUCACCUAAAUGCCCCCACCAAAACAUUCCAAAAAGCCAAAACAACACACUCAAUGCCUCCAGAGAAGAAAGAAAUUUUCAAGUCAUUAGAGAGUUGGGUAUCCGAACGUGUAUUGCCAUUGGCCAAACCUGUGGAGGAAUGCUGGCAGCCACAUGAUUUCUUGCCAAACUCAACAUUACCGUCAGACGAGUUCAUCGAUCAAGUGAAUGACUUAAGGGAUCGAACUGCUGGGCUUCCGGACGAAUAUCUGGCAGUUCUUGUGGGUAACAUGAUCACUGAGGAAGCAUUGCCUACCUACCAAUCCUAUUUGAACAACAUGGAUGGUGGGGUUGCAGAUGAGACCGGUGCAAGCAACAAUCCAUGGGCUAUAUGGUCGCGCUCAUGGACUGCUGAGGAGAAUAGACAUGGAGAUUUGCUCAAAACUUAUCUCUAUCUAACUGGUCGAGUUGAUAUGCAAAUGGUCGAAAAGACUAUCCAAUACUUGAUUGGAGCUGGCAUGGAUAUAGGAACUGAAAACAACCCAUAUAUGGGCUUUGUGUAUACAUCUUUUCAAGAACGAGCCACUUUUGUGUCGGACGGUUGUUUGGCCCGACUAGCUAGGGAAAGGGGUGAUCGAGUUCUUUCAUGCAUAUGUGGUACGAUUGCUGCAGAUGAGAAGCGUCAUGAGAUUGCAUAUGAGAGGAUUGUUGAGAAACUUUUAGAAGUGGACCCCACAGAGACGAUGAUAGCCAUAUCAAAAAUAUUGAGUGGACACAUAACGAUGCCCGGGCACUUGAUGCAUGAUGGACGAGACCCACACCUCUUCAGCCAUUUCUCUGCUGUAGCACAACGUAUUGGUGUGUACACGGUGAGUGACUACAUUAAUAAUUUGGAAUUCUUGAUUAGACAAUGGAGAUUGGAGAAGAUAGAAGGUUUAACGAGCGAGGGGAAACAUGCACAAGAGGUUGUGUGUGGACAUGUAGCUAGGAUUAGGAGGCUACAAGAACGUGCUGAUGAGCGGGUGCAAAAGAUGAGGCCAACCUUUAGUUGGAUCUCCAACAAAAAAAAAGUCCUUAUGUUUGAAAAAAGCUAGGUGAAAAGGCAAUGAUUAUGUAAUUUAUAAACUCUUAUUAUCCUAGUGUUUGGUUAUGAAAUACUCACUAGGUAAUAAAUAAAUUUAUUAUAAAAAAAUAUGAGGACUAUUGUUCAACAAUAUCAUCGAGAGAUUAAGUACAGUUCAUGAUAAUAAAACAAAUAGAAUAUAGUUUUUAAUUAUA
This is a messenger RNA of Lathyrus oleraceus (garden pea), 1411 nucleotides long. Its product is annotated as stearoyl-[acyl-carrier-protein] 9-desaturase 6, chloroplastic. The transcript is spliced from 2 exons. Gene Ontology annotation, biological process: fatty acid metabolic process. NCBI's taxonomy places the organism in Eukaryota, Viridiplantae, Streptophyta, Magnoliopsida, Fabales, Fabaceae. The record is from RefSeq and is a predicted model, not a curated record. Bases 97 to 1227 code for a protein of 376 amino acids. Gene Ontology annotation, cellular component: chloroplast stroma. Gene Ontology annotation, molecular function: stearoyl-[ACP] desaturase activity.